UUUUACUUUUGGCUGACUGAACCCGUUUAAGUCCGACUUCGUGCGCCCAGUGUCAUUUGUGAACUGAAGUGAUAUUGACGAAACUAUGUUGUCUAGUUGAGCUCCUAAGAUUGCCAGUUAUCCUUGGAAAAAGUCCAGCCGUGGAAGUCAUGGAUUCACCUAAAGCAGAAACAGGAUUCCUAGAUAAGGUCUCACUGUACGCCCCUCCGACGGAAAUCGAGUCCCAAGCCACGAAUUCCGCUCCAAAAGAUGGCGAACAGUUGAUCGAAAAUGGGAUUAAUACCCAAGAUCUGAUUGUUAAAAGCAAUGUAUUCGAGGAUCCCACUAUACGCAUGGGAUUCGUCCGAAAGGUUUUUGGAAUCCUUUUGGUUCAAUUACUAUUCACAUUGGCUGUGAUAGCAAUAUUUGCUUACCACCAACCCACCAAGGACUUCAUACAGGAAAAUUUCCUCUUAGUUUUGGUCGCCAUGAUCGUUAACGUAAUCGUUCUAACCACAAUCGUUUGUGUGGAGAACGUGCGGCGAAGGCAUCCCGUCAAUCUGAUUUGCCUGGCUCUUUAUACCUUCACCAUGUCGCUGCUCCUGGGAACCGCAGCGAGCCUAAUGGAUUCCAACGUUGUAAUCUCGGCCGUGGGUAUUACCACAGUCCUUGUCAUCGCUCUUUGCAUCUACGCCGUGCAAACCAAGUACGAUUACACAGCUGCGGGAGGGGUUAUAUUAACCUUUGUGAUGAUCCUCCUCGUCCUAUCAGUGUGCGGUUUUUGGAUGCCCGAUUUCGUAGACAGCUUGCCAAUAACUUGCCUAUGCACUUUUAUUGGCUGCUUUUUUUUAAUCGUCGAUAUGCAGUCGAUAGUGGGCGGCAAUCGUUCGGAACAGUUGGAUCCCGAGGAAUACGUGUUUGCAGCUCUCACUCUGUAUGUCGAUGUGGUUCGCAUAUUCAUUUAUAUCCUUCGAAUUUUAGAGAAAUUUUAUUAGUGGAACUAAUCCUAGUCACAGCUCUUGAAAACAACGUAAGCCUUUC
This is a messenger RNA of Drosophila santomea, 1020 nucleotides long. RefSeq names its product protein lifeguard 1. The transcript has 4 exons. The record is from RefSeq and is a predicted model, not a curated record. Bases 150 to 974 code for a protein of 274 amino acids. Lineage: Eukaryota; Metazoa; Arthropoda; Insecta; Diptera; Drosophilidae. Gene Ontology annotation, cellular component: membrane.